AUUGAAGUUUCUUUCUUUCACACUGAAGUUUUCUUUCGUUUCUAUUCAGGCUUUCGUUUUUAGGGGUUCAGGUUCUCUCACCAACACACCAUCAUCUCUGCAUCAUCUAUCUUAAAAGGCUUUUAAGGUUUGGGUUAUUUUAGAUGGUCGGUCAUGAAGCCAAAGUUCACUGAAUUCUCUGAUUACAUAAACGGCUUUAGUGUUGAAGAUUUAGAUGAUACAUUUCAGCUCAAUUCUGGUCAGUACUCAAAUGGCACAAUCGGAUUCGAGUUCAAUGACCCUUCUCCAGAUCUUAACGUUUUGAACAUGAAUGUUGCUGUUGCACCUUCUGAACCAGACCCUGUUACUUUUGUUCAACCGCUCACUGUAAGUACAGAUGGGAGCUCGAUUUCUACGUCCACAGGGUGGAGUCCGGAAGGGGAGUCUUUGUCACCGUCGGAUGACAAUGAUUCAACGGAUCCAGUUCUCAAGUACAUAACUCAGAUGCUUAUGGAAGAGAACAUGGAGGAGCCUCAUAUGUUUAAUAACUAUUUUGCUCUUAAAGACACUGAGAAAUCAUUAUAUGAAGUCCUAGUUGAGCCGUAUCCUCAAACUAGUGAACCACAACCUUUGCUCAAUCUGAAUUUGGAGGCCCCUGAAAGUAAUCUUUCUGGUAGUACUAAUGGCCAUUCGUCUGCUAAUAUUGGCACCAAUUAUGGGACUGGUAAUUAUAGUGAUCAUCAGGUGGUUGGUGAGGUUUGGGAGUCGCCUUCUUCCUUGUCACAACCUCCUCUUACUGGUGACUACGAUUUUCAGCGUGCUUUGCAACAGCCAAGUUCACAAGUUUCUGUCAAGUCAACUAAUAGCUUGAGUAACCCGGGUAAUAGGACGAUGGAAUCUUCUAUUAGCAAGCUUCUGGCUCAGAACAUCUUCAACGAUAAAGAAUCUGUCUUGCAGUUCCAAAGAGGGUUUGAGGAAGCCAGUAAAUUCCUCCCUAGUAGCAAUCAACUGAUGAUUGGUCUAGAAAGUAAUGCAUUUCCUACGGGGCAAAAGGGGAAGGUUCCAAAUGAUGUUGUCAAGGUGGGUGAGGAUGAGAGGGAGAACCCGCGUGAGAGGUUGAGGGGUAGGAAGAACCAUGGUCGGGAUCUCGAGGAUUUGGAAGAAGAGAGGAGUAACAAGCAAUCUGCAACUUAUACGGAUGAGAGCGAACUGUCGGAGAUGUUUGAUAAGGUGUUACUUUAUCCUGUAGGACAGUUUAUUUGUUGCAAUGACAAUGAAAAUGUACAGCACACAGAAAACAAAGCCUUGCGGCAGAAAGAACAAUCAAAUGGAUCCAGUGCUGGGAAACCUCGCUCCAAAAAACAAGGGAAGAAAGAAACAGUGGAUUUGAGGACUCUUCUAAUUCUCUGUGCACAGGCUGUUUCCGCCAAUGAUCAUAGAACUGCUGGUGAACUGCUGAAGCAGAUUAAAGAAAAUUCUUCUCCUCUAGGUGACGGAACUCAGAGGUUGGCUCAUUACUUUGCGAAUGGCCUUGAGGCACGCAUGGAUGGCAGUGGAACUGUAAUGCAAAACUUUUAUAUGUCUCUAGCUUCCAAGAAGACAACGGCUGCCGAUAUGUUGAAGUCUUACAAAGGCUACCUUAGUGCUUGUCCUUUUAAGAAGCUACCGAUUUUCUUUGCAAACAAAAUGAUUUACUACAUGACUGAGAAAGCAAGUGCCCUUCAUAUCGUAGAUUUCGGUAUCCUGUACGGUUUCCAAUGGCCGGUUCUUAUCCAGCAUCUCUCAAAUAGACCUGGUGGGCCUCCUAAGCUACGCAUAACAGGAAUAGAGCUUCCCCAAAGUGGUUUUCGCCCAACAGAAAGGAUUGAGGCAACAGGUCGUCGCCUGGCAAAUUAUUGCGAGCGCUUUAAUGUUCCGUUUGAGUACAAGGCUAUAGCAGCUCAAAACUGGGAAAAUAUUCGAAUUGAGGAUAUCAAGAUUAAUAACAAUGAGGUGCUAGCUGUAAAUUCUCUUUUUCGGUUUGAGAAUCUGCUUGAUGAGACUGCCGAAGUGGAUUGUCCGAGGAAUGCUGUGCUUAAAUUGAUCAGGAGAAUGAACCCUGAUAUUUUUGUUCACUCCAUAAUUAAUGGAUCAUACAACUCUCCCUUCUUUGUUACAAGGUUCAGGGAGGCUUUAUUUCAUCUUUCAUCAGUAUUCGAUAUGUUUGAUAACACAUUACCUCGUGAUGAGCCUGCAAGAUUGAUGUUUGAGAGCGAGCUUUAUGGGCAGGAAGCAGUGAAUGUUGUAGCAUGUGAGGGUCCAGCAAGGGUUCAGAGGCCAGAAACAUACAAGCAAUGGCAGAUUCGGAUGACAAGAGCAGGGUUCAAGCCACUUCCAUUGAACCAGGAACUAAUGACCAAACUUCGGCAUAAGUUGAAAGCUUGGUACCACAAAGAUUUUGUAAUUGAUGAAAACAAUCACUGGUUGUUGCAGGGAUGGAAAGGCAGGAUUCUUUAUGCUUCCUCCUGUUGGGUACCUGCAGAGGAGUCUUGACCAGAAUAUGGGCUGGAACCGAUAAACAUGACCAAUAUACUCUUUGAGGAACAAGAUGACUUGAAAAUACGGACAUAGGUAACACUUCCUCACAAGAUUCCUGUGACUGCAAGUUAUGCAUCGUGCAUUGUGGUGUCAUUUUGGAGGUGGAAUGAGGGGCCGAAUAAAUCUUUGGAGUUCCUACUGGUUUUUUUAGAGACUGUACUCCCUAUUUACCUGCUAGCUUUCACAUUGUGAUGUUUUAUGAUCAAAUCAUGUUUUCCAUUGUAAAUAUAUUAUGUAUGAGUUUGAUGUAGUGAAUUAGAUCAAUGCUAGUUUAUGAAAGUUCAAAUUUUUGUGGAAA
Molecule: messenger RNA, 2854 nt
Organism: Gossypium arboreum
Lineage: Eukaryota; Viridiplantae; Streptophyta; Magnoliopsida; Malvales; Malvaceae
Product: scarecrow-like protein 34
Exons: 2
Coding region: 154-2511 (785 amino acids)
Biological process (GO): regulation of DNA-templated transcription
Cellular component (GO): nucleus
Molecular function (GO): sequence-specific DNA binding; DNA-binding transcription factor activity
Source: RefSeq, a predicted model, not a curated record